This is a messenger RNA of Mya arenaria, 699 nucleotides long. RefSeq names its product UPF0462 protein C4orf33 homolog. Lineage: Eukaryota; Metazoa; Mollusca; Bivalvia; Myida; Myidae. The transcript is spliced from 6 exons. The coding region runs from base 1 to 699 and encodes 232 amino acids. The record is from RefSeq and is a predicted model, not a curated record.
AUGGCCGAGGAGUUCAGAAUGGGCGCUAUCGGUGCCCUACCGACAUUAACGAAGUCCUGCCGUUGUAGUUCCGUUGCUCGCUCCGGCAGCGCAACGAAUAUUAUCCGGACCUACAACAUACGAACCACUUGGGACGGGCAACCAGUUAACCACGACCCCAUCAAGAUCACCGUGGGGCCAGUUGAAUAUACCGGUCACGUGAUGUUGUCAGCUUCCGGUCCCUUUUUCAACGACACAUGGAGGCCCCCAAAUUCUGUAGUCGGUGAACCAUAUGAUAGGCUUUGGGAUUUUGAAGUGGUGGAGGUGUUCUUUCUGAAUGACGAAAACAACUAUUUUCAAGUGAUACUCUCACCACACGGUAUGCACCUGGUAUUGCUCUAUAAAGGAAAGUACGACUUGUUAAAGGAUAAGCUGCCUAUGAGUUACUACGCAGCAAUCACAGGUCCCACGUGGCACGGCGUGGCUCAUAUUCCCGUCGAAUAUUUGCCGCCAAAAGUUUCCAAAUUUAACUCUCACGCUUCGCACGGUUCGACCCUCGAACGGAAGCACGAAGCCUUGUAUCCAGCUACGGCCGGGUCAAGCCGGGAUACCCACAACCUGGACUUAUUCCAGACGAUUGACUUCAAAGAAAUAGUCCCCGAGAACUGGAGCCAAAACUACACAUCAUCAGAGUGGGAUCCGAUCAUACAGUUGGGAUAA